This is a messenger RNA of Diceros bicornis minor, 1695 nucleotides long. RefSeq names its product methyl-CpG binding protein 2 (gene MECP2). The record is from RefSeq and is a predicted model, not a curated record. Lineage: Eukaryota; Metazoa; Chordata; Mammalia; Perissodactyla; Rhinocerotidae. The transcript is spliced from 3 exons. Gene Ontology annotation, biological process: negative regulation of transcription by RNA polymerase II. The coding region runs from base 66 to 1562 and encodes 498 amino acids. Gene Ontology annotation, molecular function: double-stranded methylated DNA binding; chromatin binding; methyl-CpG binding. Gene Ontology annotation, cellular component: heterochromatin; nucleus.
CGGCAUCGGCGGCGCGCGCGCUCCCUCCUCUCGGAGAGAGGGCUGUGGUAAAAGCCGUCCGGAAAAUGGCCGCCGCCGCCGCUGCCGCGCCGAGCGGAGGAGGAGGAGGAGGCGAGGAGGAGAGACUGGAAGAAAAGUCAGAAGACCAGGAUCUCCAGGGCCUCAAGGACAAACCCCUGAAGUUUAAAAAAGUGAAGAAGGAUAAGAAAGAAGACAAAGAGGGCAAGCAUGAGCCCCUGCAGCCGCCAGCCCACCAUUCUGCUGAGCCAGCAGAGGCAGGCAAAGCGGAGACCUCAGAAGGGUCGGGCUCAGCCCCAGCUGUCCCGGAAGCUUCUGCCUCCCCCAAACAGCGGCGCUCCAUCAUUCGAGACCGGGGACCCAUGUAUGAUGACCCCACUCUGCCUGAAGGUUGGACCCGAAAGCUUAAGCAAAGGAAAUCUGGCCGUUCCGCUGGGAAGUAUGAUGUGUAUCUGAUCAAUCCCCAGGGAAAAGCCUUUCGCUCUAAAGUGGAGUUGAUUGCGUACUUCGAAAAGGUAGGCGACACCUCCCUGGACCCUAAUGAUUUUGACUUCACGGUAACUGGGAGAGGGAGCCCCUCCCGGCGAGAGCAGAAACCACCUAAGAAGCCCAAAUCUCCCAAAGCUCCAGGAACUGGCAGAGGUCGGGGACGCCCCAAAGGGAGCGGCACCGCGAGACCCAAGGCGGCAGCAUCCGAGGGCGUGCAGGUGAAAAGGGUCCUGGAGAAAAGUCCCGGGAAGCUGCUCGUCAAGAUGCCUUUUCAAGCUUCACCUGGGAGCAAGGCUGAAGGGGGUGGGGCUACCACAUCGGCCCAGGUCAUGGUUAUCAAACGCCCUGGCAGGAAGCGAAAGGCUGAGGCAGACCCCCAGGCCAUUCCCAAGAAACGGGGCCGAAAGCCAGGCAGUGUGGUGGCAGCCGCUACUGCCGAGGCCAAGAAGAAAGCCGUGAAGGAGUCUUCCAUCCGGUCCGUGCAGGAGACUGUGCUCCCCAUCAAGAAGCGCAAGACCCGGGAGACAGUCAGCAUUGAAGUGAAGGAGGUGGUGAAGCCCCUGCUGGUGUCCACCCUCGGCGAGAAGAGCGGGAAGGGACUGAAGACCUGCAAGAGCCCUGGGCGGAAAAGCAAGGAGAGCAGCCCCAAGGGGCGCAGCAGCAGCGCCUCUUCACCCCCCAAGAAGGAGCAUCACCACCACCACCACCACGCAGAGCCCCCGAGGGCACCCGCGCCGCUGCUCCCGCCCCUGCCUCUGCCCCCGCCCGAGCCCCAGAGCUCUGAGGACCCUGCCAGCCCCCCUGAGCCCCAGGACUUGAGCAGCAGUGUCUGCAAAGAGGAGAAGAUGCCGAGAGGAGGCUCGCUGGAGAGCGAUGGCUGCCCCAAGGAGCCAGCUAAGACUCAGCCCGCGGUUGCGACCGCCGCCACGGCCGCAGAAAAGUACAAACACCGAGGGGAGGGAGAGCGCAAAGACAUUGUUUCAUCCUCCAUGCCAAGGCCAAACAGAGAGGAGCCUGUGGACAGCCGGACGCCCGUGACCGAGAGAGUUAGCUGACUUUACGCAGAGCGGAUUGCAAAGCAAACCAACAAGAAUAAAGGCAGCUGUUGUCUCUUCUCCUUAUGGGUAGGGCUCUGACAAAGCUUCCCGAUUAACUGAAAUAAAAAAUAUUUUUUUUUCUUUCAGUAAA